Messenger RNA from Cyprinodon variegatus (sheepshead minnow), 1956 nucleotides. RefSeq names its product intraflagellar transport 74 (gene ift74). Gene Ontology annotation, biological process: intraciliary transport involved in cilium assembly; cilium assembly. NCBI's taxonomy places the organism in Eukaryota, Metazoa, Chordata, Actinopteri, Cyprinodontiformes, Cyprinodontidae. The record is from RefSeq and is a predicted model, not a curated record. Gene Ontology annotation, molecular function: beta-tubulin binding. The transcript is spliced from 18 exons. Gene Ontology annotation, cellular component: intraciliary transport particle B; cilium; centrosome.
CGGCCGCUAGGAGGCAGACUUGUUACCCCUUUAAGAAGAAGAAGAAGACUGUUACCAUGGUAACGUCCACACCGCUGGGCUGCUAUGCAUUAGCUUGUGUGUGUUUCUACCUCUAAGGAGCAGCAGGAGGAGAUCAAGGCAUCAUGUGGAGCCAGAGGCCGCCUUCCAGCACCGGGAGGCCGAUGAGCCGCACUGGAUCUGCUGCUGCAGCGGCUGGAAGACCCCCGACGGCUGUGAGGCCCCCACCCACCGCGGUCCGGGUCCCCACUGGGGUAAAGCCUGGACCCUGCGCCCCUCUUUCAUUAAAACAACCAAUAUAAGCUAAGAUUCAUUCAUCAAUAACUUUGAUCAUCAAUCAGAUUAAAUCCCUCCAUUGGUUGAUGAAGGGGCGUGGCUUGUUUUCCAGAUCAUCCCAUCAAAGUAAAGCUUUCUGUUUUCCCACCAGGAGUAAAAUCAACGAGCUGACCACAGAGACCAGCCGUCUCCACAAAGAGAUAGAACACUACAACCAGGAGAACUCCGUCUACCUCUCCUAUGAGAAAAGAGCUGAAGCCCUGGCUGCUGAGAUCAAGGACCUUCAGGGACAGCUUGCAGACUACAACAUGCUGGUGGACAAGCUGAACACCAACACGGAGGUGGAGGAAAUGAUCAAAGACUACAACACGCUCAAGGCGCAGAACGACGCCGAGGCACGAAGGAUUGACAGCAUCUUCACCGAGAGGAGAGCGAGAGAAGAGGUGAUUGAGGCCAUUGAGGAGGAGAUCAGAAGGGAAAGACAGGUGGCUGACGAAGUUAUCCAGGCUAUGCCUUCAGCGAAGAGGGAGAAAUAUUUCUCCAUGACGACGGCCAAUGAGGAGCUGCUACAGGAGCUUGCAGUCCUGCAGGAGGAGCUGGACCUUCUAGCCACCAGGAAGGAAGACUAUGAAGAGGAUCUCUCCCACUCACGCAUCAAACAAGAGAUGGUUCGGCUUCAUCAGACCCUCUCUGCUCUGGAGGCGAAGCGUGACGCCAUGGAGGCUGAGCAGGAGAGCCUGGGCUCCCCCCAGGAGGAGAGGGAGAAGCUGCUAAAGCAGGUGAAGGAGGACAGCCAGGAAAUAGCCAGCAUGGACAGACAGCUCACUGACAUCAGGGACAGGAGCAAACAGGUCAAAGAGGAGAUCCAGAACCUGGAGCAGGACUCAGAAGCAGCUCAGGUGGAGUGCCAACAGAAGUACAAGGAGCUGAAGAAGAAGGAGGAGGAGAUGGACCGUUUCCUGGAGUCGUUUGAGGAGCUCAGAGCUGAGGAGCUGGAGAAGCUGACCCAGAGCCAGGAGAACAUCGUCUCCCUCCUGGAACAUUACAGCAGGAACAUGUUGAGGCUCCGCCUUGUGGAUGGAGUGACCAGCAGCGAGCUGAGGAACAUGCAGGAAGUUCUGGUCAGCAAAGAGACGGAUGUGAUCCAAUCAGAGAGCACGGCCAGAGGACUGACCACAGAGUCCAAACGGCUGCAGCAGGACCUGGAGAAGAUUCAACAGCUGGAGGGGAAGAUCACAGGAGAGCUCAGCACCCUGAAAGAGCAGCUCAGCACCAUGGAGUCUGAGCUGCUCACCUACAGAGACCUGGACACCCUGAAGCAGACAGCCGAGGACAAGAAGAAGAGGCUCCUGGACGAGCGCGAGACUCUGACUCAACGCAGAGACACGUUUGGACAGCUGCUAGGGGAGAUGAACCAGAGACACGAAGCUCUGAAGACCAAACUUCAGGAGAACGAGACGCACACUCAGCUGACUAACCUGGAGAGGAAGUGGCAGCACCUGGAGCAGAACAACUUCCUCAUGAAAGAAUUCAUCACAUCAAAGACUCGUGAGAGCGCCUACGCCUCGGUGGCUAAGGCCGUCGCCCAGCAGGUGGCCGAUUAUAACCGGAGCCUCAUAGAGUUGCUGCAAACCAACAAGACCUGAGAGCUGCAGUCAUCUC